UUGCGCUCCGCUCCGCGCGCGCGCUGCAAAGAUGGCGGCGCUGAGUAAAUCCAUUCCCCACAGCUGCUACGAGAUCGGGCACACCUGGCACCCGCGGUGCUCCUGGGCUGUGCUGCACGUCACACAGAGCGCCCUGGCUGAGUCCCUCCGCAUCUACGGCACCCUCUACCUGAUUGCAGCUAUUCUCAGGAAACGAAAACUUGACUAUUAUUUGUACAAACUUCUACCUGAGAUCUUGCAGUCAACUUCCUUUCUGACGGCAAAUGGGACCUUGUAUAUUGCUUGCUUUUGCAUUCUAAGGAAGAUACUUGGAAAAUUCUACUUUUGGUCUCCUGGCUUUGGUGCUGCUUUACCAGCUUCUUACAUGGCUAUUCUCAUCGAAAGGAAAAGCAGGAGAGGCCUCCUCACAAUUUACAUGGCCAACCAAGCCACAGAAACAUUGUUCCGAAUGGCAGUAGCAAGAGGAGCUAUCACACCUUUAAGACAUGGAGAAGUCCUUUUGUUCUGCAUCACAGCUGCUCUGUUCAUGUUCUUCUUCAGAUGCAAAGACGGCUUGAAAGGAUUUACAUACUCUGCACUAAAGUUCAUUGUAGGGAAAGAAGAAAUCCCCACUCACUCUUUUUCACCCGAAGCAGCGUUUUCAAAAACAGAUAGAAAAAUCAAGCAUUGUGAAAAACUAUCACAGCCAAUGAACAUACUGGCUCUAACAAAAAAGCUCAUGGACAAAGUGUGCAAACAUGGCCCGAGGCAUAGAUGCUGUAAACACUAUGGAGAUAAUUGCAUCUCAUACUGUAUUAAAGGCUUCAUUAGGAUGUUUAGCAUUGGUUACCUGAUCCAGUGUUGCCUUCGGAUUCCUUCCACCUUCCGGCAUCUGUUUACACAACCAUCACGGCUAUUUUCCCUCUUCUACAACAAGGAAAAUUUCCAGCUUGGAGCUUUUUUGGGAUCUUUCGUCAGUAUAUACAAAGGCACAAGUUGCUUCCUGCGCUGGGUCCGGAACCUAGAUGAUGAGCUUCAUGCACUUGUAGCUGGGUGUCUAGCAGGGAUUUCUAUGAUGUUUUACAAAAGUACAACUAUCUCUAUGUAUCUGGUGUCCAAAUUAGUAGAGACUAUAUACUUUAAAGGCAUUGAAGCAGGGAAGGUUCCCUAUUUUCCUCAUGCAGACAGCAUCAUCUAUGCCAUUUCUACAUCGAUAUGCUUUCAGGCAGCUGUCAUGGAAGUUCAGAACCUGAGACCUUCAUACUGGAAAUUUCUUUUACGACUAACAAAGGGCAGGUUUGCUCUCAUGAACAGAAAAGUUUUAGAUGUGUUUGGCACUGAAGCAUCUAAGAACUUCAAGGAUUUCACACCUAAGCUUGACCCAAGAUACACAGUUGUGCCACCAGAGCUACCGCUGGAGCUGUCUUGAACACAACAGCCUGGCUUGUCAUUGAAUGUGAUUAGCAUUUUGUCCUGAAAAGUUAAUUAACUUGACAGUCGUAUGUAUGGAGGAGGGCUAGGGCUCCACUUCAGUAUUAUUUCAAUGAGAAAUGCUUUUUACCAAUCGAAAAUACUGCAGCUUUGCAGGAAGGUGUGGCUUAGUGAUUUAACCCCUUCUAUAAGCAGAAAAUAUUUUUGGAUUACUGUAUUGGUUGGCAGUAUGGUAGAAUCCUGAAUGAAUUAAACAAAUGAGUAAUAUAUUUAGAGAAGUAAAACAUAAAUACGCAUCAUAAUUUCAAAAACUCUGUAGUUCAUACCAAUAGAACAUUUACUGGUAAAACUAAAAGUUAUUAUUAAUUUAGAAAGAAAGACAACUGGCAUAGUUUAGGUCCAAAAUUUUACCUGGUCUUAGAAAUAGGUGAAAAUGCCUGCGUGGUUUUCUAAAUUGCAUCACUGAUUUGUCUCAAAAGAGCCACUACCCACUCAUUAGUUAAAAUUAGAGUAUUUUUGCACAGCUGUGGUUGCAAAAUAAGGCAUUCCUUAGGAAAAGAAAAUGCAUAUUGAUUCAGAAAUCACAUUCCAGGGCUGUAAAUUCCACUGAUGAUAUAGAUAACAGACAAGGAAAACAAGAAGGCGGUCCUGGUGGCUGCUGCGCUCCAAGGAGCAGUGGGUGUGGUGGUCAGCAUCUGCCAAGUGGAAAAGGACAAGCUGGCAGAGGAAGGAAUGAAACGUUCCAGCCUCUGAGAUGGUGCUGGAAACAGCAGACAGUUACAAAAAUAAAAAAGCCAAGAACAAAACAACACCCCCCCCAAAUAUACUGAAGUGAAAUGUUUAUUUUUAAAAGGGCUUGACAUUGUCUCCUUAGAUGGCAUCAGGUUGUUUGUCAGGCUGCUACGCCAGCCAGCGUUUCAAGCAUUUCUUUAGAAGAGAGCUAACCCCUGAGGUUAGACUGUUACAAGAGAACAGUUUUGACAAUCGUAUUAAUAGUGUUUUUUCCUUGUACUCGGUGAAGAAUGGUUUUGCAUCAGGCCAUCAGACAGCCAUGACUGGCACAGUUACAUUGAAUUUGAUAUGGUACUCAAUGCAAAUAACUACCUACACAAAGUCCAUCUCAUUUUUACCGUGCAUAUUUCUGCAGAUUUGUCUUCUAAAGUGAGACCUUGAUGUGCUAAUUGCCUUUUUUUUUUAACUUCUUUGGGGCUUUUUUUAUUUAGAAUCCAUUCAGGUGAUGCUGAAUGAUGUUCAUUGCCCUAGAACUUAAUGAAAAAAUGAACUAUAUUCACACUCAGCUGAAAAGAGGCAAGAUAAGCCAGGGAAUUGAAAUUGCAGUAGGUUGCAUGUAUUUUAAAAAUAAAAGAAGAAGAAAUCAGUGUUUUAUUGGAAGUCUUUGUCAAGUGACAUGAAUUGGACUAACUAAUAGACUCAUCGUCUUGUAACACUGUAAUCCUGCCCCAGAUAUGCCCCCUGCAUAUUUUAAUUCCGGUUAAUUGAAUACAGAAUAUGCAGUAAUUUUUAUCAGAUUUACAGAAUUGUUGUGAAAAUUGUACCAAUUUGUGCACAAAAUCUGUUUCUUCAUCAGCUACACUAACAGUGAUGCUUUAUCACUGUUACUAAAGGUGCUUCAUCCUUUAAAACAGUGGUUGUCCAGGUUAGUGUGAAUAAAUUUUGGCAAGCUAGUUUGUAUGCAAUAUUUUAUUGCUUGAAAUAUUAUAUUAAAAUUCCUCAAAAGGAAAUAAAAGUUAAUUCAACAAGAACUUUAAAAUGAUUGUAAUAGGUUUGUAGUGUUUUUCCACUGGAAUAUGGUCUGAAAUAUUUGACCUUGUAAAGUUUGAGAAGCUAUAUAUUUUAGGUGGUAUAUUAAAACUCACAUACUAUAUUAUGAAUACUUUCUAGUGUAACUAUAUACCAUUCUCAAACUUAAAGAUAUUUUAUAGAUGGAUUAAGUUUCUUCACUGGAAUGACAAUUGUGAUUGUUUCUCUAUUUGAGGGUUUUUUUGAGAAAAAAAAUCCAAGAACUACAUCUCAGCAGCUAAAUAAGAGUUUUGUCUAUGUUUCUUGCUUCCAAAAUUCACAGUCCUUGUUUUGAGUUAUUCUCAUGUAAUAUAAAAAUAAAUUAAAAUUUUUUAAAUUAUUUUUAGUCAAAUUGAAUAUAUGUAAGAGAAAAAAAAUAAAGUCCUAAUGUUCUUCCCAAUAAUAAACAGUUGCUGCUUGAAAAAGUGA
Molecule: messenger RNA, 3639 nt
Organism: Manacus vitellinus (golden-collared manakin)
Lineage: Eukaryota; Metazoa; Chordata; Aves; Passeriformes; Pipridae
Gene: TMEM135
Product: transmembrane protein 135
Exons: 15
Coding region: 32-1408 (458 amino acids)
Source: RefSeq, a predicted model, not a curated record